CAAGGAGACCAUUAUAUUUAAUUAACUAUUAGAGGGGUUUUUUCAUGAAAAAUAGACAUACAGGGAUCCAAUUGUCACCUUUCAAUAGUAUAAGGACUUCAAUGACAGUUUUAAAGAUUGGAACAGGCCAAACCCACUUUGUUCAGUUGGGCUUCAACUUAAGCCCAGUCCUUGACUUCUGAAAUCAAUUGAAAGAAGAAAUCCCAUCGCAGGAGCUGGCACUGCACACGCAGACUGCUUUUACUGUUCAACGUGACUGGGAUCUACUGUUAUAACCCGGAAGCUGCCUCUGUGUGGGCUGGACUUGGGUGAGGGCUCAUUGGAAUCGGACGGGUGUUUGGCGAGUUCGUUGGGAUGGAACUGGCGUUGAUUGUCUUUGUUUGUUGGACCGGUUGUGGUCCUCGAACGCGUUGGUCACCAGAGCACUCUCUGUGACUGGAGACUGCACAGUUGCGUGAUUGAGAGGACCUUUGCAAGCAAUCAAAGAUUUUGUGGGUGGGAGACUCAGUUGAAAGUAGAAAUCACAUCGCAGGAGCUGGCACUGCACAUGCAGACUGCUUUUACUGCUCAACGUGACUGGGAUCUACUAUUAUAACCUGGAAGCUGCUUCUGUGUGGGCUGGACUUGGGUGAGGGCUCAUUGGAAUCGGACGGGUGUUUGGCGGGUUCGUUGGGAUGGAACUGUCGUUGGCUGUCUUUGUCUGUUGGAUCGGUUGUGGUCCUCGAACGCGUUGGUCACCAGAGCACUCUCUGUGACUGGAGACUGCACAGUUGCAUGAUUGAGAGGACCUUUGCAAGCAAUCGACGAUUUUGUGGGUGGGAGACUCAGAGAUGGUGGGGCAUGACCGCAUGAGGGACUCAAAGGGUUUAUUGAAAAGAGUUGUGCUGCUCACUGGCUCUACAAGUGGCUUAGGGCAAGGUCAGGGUCUUUGAUUGAGAGGUGGGAGUCGUGCUGGUUUCAGAGGCUGAGGUAAAAGAGAGGUAUGUCUGGAUGAUGUAGACUGGGCGUACUUUCUGAAUCUGUAAAGGUAAUUGAGGGGACUGAUGAGAGAAGCAGAGAGGGAAAAAAGAAAAUAUGAGGGUUUAGAAAAAGCUUGGUCAGGGAAGCAGAAGGAUGAGAUGGAUGGUGUUACAUUAUUAUUUUAAAAUAAAUAGGGCAAAGAUAUUUCCUUGGUUUGCUUGGUGGGAUUAAGCCCCACGUAGCCCUUUGGUGGGAGUAAUACAGUAUUGUCUCUCAGUCAGAGGAAGCCAUCUUGAAAUACCUCUUCCUCUUUCUUUGCAUUUCAUUUUCUACAUUCAUUCUCUCUCUUCUUUCUAUCUCAUGGGGUUUCUUUGUUCCUUUUUCCAGGUUUGUUCGUCGUCUUUGCCUCUCUCAAGAACAGAAGGAUUCAAGUUCUGUAUCGGAGUUUGAUGCAUCCUUCAACUGUGAAUCUCCUAUGGUGAGUCUUUAUAUGGAUGCUUUGUAUUUCGUUUGUUUUCGAUGCUUCUCAGCAUCAAAGAUCUCUAUUUAUUUGUUCAGUGGAAUAUUUCCCUGAUUUCUUCUCUUUCGCUCUUCUCCAGCUGAUUUUCCUCCGAAUCUUCAGAAGCUUUCUCUGCCCAACUAGCCACGAUCAGAAACCAUGAGCAAUGUGGCUUGGAAUAGUCCCAGUCCUUUUCUCUUUUCAAUGUGUUGGUGAUCCAAAUCUGCCUCUUCUGGUGAGUUUCAGAUCUCAUUUUUUGUUAUUCUGUUUUCAGGAUAUGUUAAUAUUGAACCCUUUCUUUUCCCCUUGACUCAUAGAUUUGCUGCCAGACCAGAAUGAUUGAGGUCCGCACGAUUAUCAUUAUCUCCCCACAAAGGUAGUGGCAGAGUCCUCAUCGAAGGUUUAAAUCUCUUUCUGAUUACUCCAGUCCGUCUCUUUUCUUCCCCUUUCUUUGACAUCUAUUAUCUUUGCCAGUUCGCUUUUUUCAUAAUCCUUUUGUUUGCCGCCUUUGACAGCAAUCAUGUGCUUUGGAUUUCACGAUAGAGGGUGGAGCAGCAGUUUCAGGAGCUUAAUGUCAGGUUUGCUGGUGCAUAUCGAUUGCCGAUACUAAAUGGAUUUCCUUUAAAUGAGUGGAUGCUAUCUGUGAAUAUUACAAUAAAGUUGUGAGCAAGUCAAGUUCAGUUACAUUUUAGUAUUGUUUUUUGUUCAUUUUUUCUACCAAGUUUUGCUUCAUGUCCUCCUCUCUACUUCGUGCUGCAAAUGGGUCACAACUGGAGUCAGAAAUGGUCUUAGUUAUUAUUACAGAAACCAAAACUGAAAAUACAUUUAUUUUUUUCACAACCUUUAUUUUCUAUAGGAUGUUUAACCUUAGGUGAUUUUGGUGUCAUGGUUCAGCUGUACUGGGAUUCUUUCGUGGAUUACAUUUUGGUUGCUUAGUUAACUGUAGGCAGUCCACUGAUUCACCAACAGGAGAUAGAACUGGAAUCAUAUGCAUUGUAGAUUGGAUCAACUCAGUUAUGGUUCUGCUUAGGUUCUUUUAAUGUAUAUACGAUGCUUAUGUUGACCAUUCGCAACCGCAACAUUCAAUAUUGAUAUUGGACCUGAACCGCUUAUUUCGUUGUGCCUGCAACAUUCAAUAUUGAUAUUCGUUGUAACAGUAAAGGGGAAGGGAAACUCAAGAGCAGGUUACAAAUUAGUGUCCCAUUCUUGUUAUGAUUCUCUUGCUAUCUAGAACUUGAUAGUUUCUUACUGUCCAUUCUGCAUUUUGGCUUAAAACAUGAUCAAUAUUGUAUGCAGCAUUCUUUUAUUUGUCAGUAGGUUGUAAGGAUUUGGUUUCUAAUUAAGCAGUGACUAUCUGCAUUCUAUUUCCGGUAUUAGCUUAAAGAAUCUAGGUUUGUUGAUAGUAAUUUACUGUCAUUGAUUUCAGGUAAAACUCAACGCAAGGAAUAAAAUGGAAUUGCUCGCUUGUGUUUUGCAACGAUGGAAGAUUCUAUUCUGGUCACACAGACCAAAAUGUACUGUUAUGACCCGGAAGCUGUCUCUGUGUGGGCUGGAGUUGGGUGAGGGCUCUUUGGAUUCUGACCGGAGUUUGCAGGUAGUUUGGGAUGGAACUGGUCGUUGGCUGUGUUUGUCUGUUGAAUCGUUUGUUCACAUCGUUUGUUCACAUGUUUUCAAUCAGGAAGGUCCAACUCGACCAUUGGUAAACUACCCUUUGUGUAUCAAGCCAUAGUUGAUGUCUUAUUAGAUGUUACCUGCAUAUUAAGCAUUAGAUUUUACCUGCAUCAUGAUUAGUGUGCAACUAAUCUCAUCUAUUUUAUUCUCUCUUUGUACUGCUCCUACUCUCAGGAUGACUCAUUUGGCGUUGUGUCUUUCUCUUCCUUUAAUUGUCAUUUUCUGCAAACAUUGGGAGCUAACUAUGCCUAUAAUUUUUCUCCUCAGGUUGCCAUCCGACUUAAAACCUAGGUAUAUGGCGAGAGUACUAAUGAGUAAGCCUUGAUCUGGCAUUGACUUUGCCUCUAGGCUAAGUGAAGAGUUUUACUUCAACACAUCCAUCUGAUCCCUCCUCUAUGUCUGCACAUGGAAUGUUUGCUUUUGCUUAUAUUCUGAACUCAAGGGAGAGAGGCAAUUGAAUGAAAGGUGCCUGACUCGCUAUGACACAACUCCUAAGAAAGGCCAAGUGUAACCAAUAAAAGGGACUGCAGUAUAGUGGCUCAAGUGAUGAAUAUCGAAUCCACGGGUCUCUAGAGUUACUAUUACUCAGCUUCAGUUUAUUAUUUAGCAAAUCAGAUUAAGAUGAAAGAACCAAAACUACUCUAGCAAACUACAAUUAAAGUUAAUCUAAUUACAGAUUGGGAACUCACUUAGGUAUGAUUUCCUCUAGCCACUAGCCAGAUUAACGAUUGAUGAUUUCUAACUUAUUUCACUUUCAUUCACAAUGUAACAAAGUGGUUAAGUACCAUACAUGGGCCUGUAUAAGAUCCAGCAUAACCUUCUCCCAACAAUUCGAGUUAUUGGGACUAACUGGUUUAUGACAUGUUAUCAGAGCCUAGAACUUAAAGGUCAUGUGUUCGAAUCUUCACGACCCCUAAUAUUAACCGUUGUAUUUCAAGCACAUGGCAUGGUGGGCCUGUGCAAACUUCAAGCCCAUGAGUUGGCUUUCGUUUGAGGGGGCGUGUUAGAGAAUGGUAUAUGAUCCAGUAUAACCUUCUCCCAACAACUCGAGUUAUUGGGAGCAACUGGUUCUUGACACGGUAUCAGAGCUGGUUUGUCCUUGAGGUCACAUGUUCAAGUCCUCACGACCCCCAAUAUUAACCGUUGUCUUUCAAGCACAUGGUAUGACCGGCCUGUGCAAACUUCAAGCCCAUGAGUCAGCUUUCGUUUGAGGGGGCGUGUAAGGAAGUGGUUAAGUAUCAUACAUGGGCCUGUAUAAGAUCCAGCAUAACCUUUUCCCAACAACUCGAGUUAUUGGGAGCAACUGGUUCUUGACACACAAUGCGGAGAAUCCUUGACUAAACCUUGAGUCUUGACUAAAGGAAUAAGGCCCUCUUGAGUAAAUUGCCUAGAGGGACGUACCCUCUUGAGUAAAUUGCCUAGAGGGACGUAUCCUUCUCUAGAACAACCGAUCAAGGCGUUCUGAACUAGAUUCCCUCUAUCGAAUGAGGUUCUCAAUCGAUACAAAGCAGUGAACCAACCCUCGACUAAAGCAAUCGAUCCAAUACUAUCAAUCUAUGGUGCUCUAUUCACCUAAUCAG
This is a messenger RNA of Linum trigynum, 4710 nucleotides long. Lineage: Eukaryota; Viridiplantae; Streptophyta; Magnoliopsida; Malpighiales; Linaceae. The record is from the annotation of a GenBank genome assembly.